AGUCCACCAUAGGUCAAAAUGAACAAACAUUUGUCAAUUCGCCGUUUGUCUGGACUCUUAUAAUAAUAAUUCCUGGUAGAUAUCCGAACUAAGGUGUGACACUGGGUUAACUUUGAAUGAAGCUGGACACCUAGGUUUCUUUAUGAUUAGCGAAUAUUAUUCCUAAUAUUUACCAGAAAGAUGAAAUAUUUAAUUGCAACGCUCAUCCUCUUUACAUUGCUCGGUAUUUCAUCGGCUUACUACUGCUACGUCUGUGAAAGUGAUGACUAUUUCGACGGAGCAACAUGCGCAGACCCAUUCGCAAAGGGGGACUCUGCUUUAGCCAAGAGGCAGUGCUCUGGCGACUGUUUCAAAGAGGUUAUAACUUAUGAAGAUGGUAGGCAAAAGUACCGAAGAGGAUGCGAUGCCUGUUCGGACGAAUGUUCUACGGUAGGAACCACAAGAACCUGCAGAUAUUGUUGCUAUGGGCAACUGUGUAAUAGCGCCACCAGCGUCCGUUUCAACAGUGUGGUCAUGUUACUGACGCCAUGUUUGGCGACAAUUUACUACUUCCUUUAAAAUUUUAGUUAUAUAUUUUUUUUCUCAUAAAUCACAACACUGUCAUACGUUGUCUAUUUCAAGGAUUGAAACAAAAUCCAGGAUCCCGUAACACAAAGGUUAUCGACUGUUCGUACGCUUGAUCUUUCCGAUCGGUUGUGCAUUGUAGUCAAUCUUGAAAAUAUGUUCUACGAUAAUUGCUAAGCUUUGUGUUAUGUUAUGUCGAUUUUAAUCCUAAUUUAUUAAAUUUUAAAUUUCUUAGCUUUUAAUUCAAAUCCAUAAGGUUUAAUUUCAAAUCUGCAAGAUUUAUUCCUACACCUCAUGAUCAGGCUGGUCGCGAUUCACAGCCGAUGUCGAUUUACUUUAAAUCCUUGAAAUUUAUGUAUGUUUUAAUCACGUCUUAACAGUAUUCUCCAGAGCAUUUAAAAACGAUUAAGAAAUGCAUAGGUAAGGUUUUGACCAUGAUAAGUUACUCUAAACCUCAUAAUUCCCUGCUCUGAGCAAACCAGCCAGUAUUUUUUAUUUAUAACUCAGACAGAUGUGCUUCAAUAUCAUUAUUAAUUAUGUGUGAAAUGUUCACACAAAUAAAACACCAACUUGAUUUGGAAUUUGGAUUUUGAAUUACAAAUUCAAAAUUGGAAUUUGGAAGUUGGAUUUUGAAUUGCAAAUUCAAAAUUGGAAUUUGGAAGUUGGAUUUUGAAAUAGAAAUUCGAAAUUGAAAUCGAAUUUAUUAUUAUUACUAUUUUCAUUUGGAUGUGGCUUUGGAUUUUGAUUUGAAUUUGAAAUUGAAAUAAAAUAUUCAUAAUAUGAACAUUAUUUUCGAUCUCUUUCAGUGUAAAAAUCCCUGGUCUUACAUAGAAUAUGGACCUUUUGAUUAAGUUAAUGGCGACAUCACCCCCGCAUUUCUGCAAUGGUUCGUGAAUUGAUGUUAAUUUUCAUAUUCGUGACAUUUGUGUUGUUUAAAUAUGCAAUAAUAAAAUAGGCCUAUAUCAUGUCUUCCUUGACUUCCUAGCUUGCACCUUAUUCAUUUUGCAACAUUUUAUAAACGAAGCUCUAAAUAUAUAUAUUUAUUAACGAGCAUUAAUUUAGCUAGACAGAAAAAUAAUGCAUCCAAAUUACAUGUAUAUGUACCUAGAUUAUGGCCUUUAUUGCUACUAAGAAACUUUUAAUCAGUUAUCCGUGAUAUUUUUUAUGUAUUUUUGAAUAAAUUGUGUACAAAUUCUCGAUCAUAA
Messenger RNA from Lytechinus pictus (painted urchin), 1769 nucleotides. RefSeq lists its product as uncharacterized. NCBI's taxonomy places the organism in Eukaryota, Metazoa, Echinodermata, Echinoidea, Temnopleuroida, Toxopneustidae. The transcript is spliced from 4 exons. The record is from RefSeq and is a predicted model, not a curated record. Bases 181 to 558 code for a protein of 125 amino acids.